This is a messenger RNA of Mus musculus (house mouse), 1719 nucleotides long. RefSeq names its product hydroxyacylglutathione hydrolase-like (gene Haghl). The transcript has 7 exons. Lineage: Eukaryota; Metazoa; Chordata; Mammalia; Rodentia; Muridae. The record is from RefSeq and is marked validated. The coding region runs from base 240 to 1007 and encodes 255 amino acids. Gene Ontology annotation, molecular function: hydroxyacylglutathione hydrolase activity. Gene Ontology annotation, biological process: methylglyoxal catabolic process.
AGUUCCAGCCGUCGUCCAUCAGGUCUCCGCAGUACUCUUUCAGGAUCGCGACAGGGAAGUGGUGAUGUCGCGGUGGGCAGCGGCCACACUCCAGGACUAGAUCGGCGGCUCUUGUGCGAGUGAGGGGAACAGCAGGGAACGAGGUCCACCCAGUGUGUGUGUGGCUGACCCGGCUCGUGCAACUCAGGAGAAGGGAUUCACUAGGUUGAAAAAGUGCAGACUGGCUGAGGUCUGCGACCAUGAAGGUCAAAGUCAUCCCGGUACUUGAAGACAACUACAUGUACCUGAUCAUUGAGGAACACACGCGGGAGGCCGUAGCUAUAGACGUGGCUGUGGCCGAGAGGUUGCUGGAGAUUGCGGGUCGCGAGGGAGUGUCUCUGACCAUGGUGCUGUCCACCCAUCAUCACUGGGACCACACACGUGGAAAUGCGGAGCUGGCACACAUUCUGCCAGGAUUGGCUGUCUUGGGAGCAGAUGAGCGCAUUUGCGCUCUAACCCGAAGGCUGGAACAUGGAGAAGGGCUUCAGUUUGGGGCCAUCCACGUGCGAUGCCUCUUGACGCCAGGCCACACCUCUGGCCACAUGAGCUACUUCCUGUGGGAGGAUGACUGCCCGGACUCACCAGCCCUCUUCUCUGGUACCGUGCAGCCUGGAUUCAUCUACCUACCCAAUUCCACUGUGCCCUCCCUACCCCCAUCUGACCCUCUCUGCUCCCUAGGGGAUGCUCUGUCAGUGGCAGGCUGUGGCUGGCACCUGGAGGACACUGCCCAGCAGAUGUACCAGAGCUUGGCCAAGACUCUGGGUACCCUUCCACCCGAGACGAAGGUGUUCUGUGGUCAUGAGCAUACGCUGAGCAAUCUUGAGUUUGCACAGAAAGUGGAGCCCUGCAACGAACACGUGCAAGCUAAGCUGUCCUGGGCCCAGGAGAGGGAUGACGAGGAUAUUCCUACUGUGCCUUCGACGCUGGGCGAGGAGCUCAUGUACAACCCUUUCCUGAGGGUGACGUGAGUACAUCUGUGUCCUGGGUCUUCCUGUGGUGGGGCCUGGGCCCUAUCAGUGGGUAGGGCAACCUCACGAGGCUGUGUGCACUGCCAGUGACAAGUCUCCCCAUGGAGCAGUCUCAGGACUAGCCUGGCCUCCUCAGGGCCUCUUUGGCAGUCAUUUGAGUAGUUAGGAGGGUAUCUAGGGACUAUUUAUUGAGCUGAAUGUCCCUGGCACCAGAGAAGGUCAUUUAUUAAGGGCCCUCCUUCCAUCCACCGCCCUGCUGGGCCCCACCCCCAUGGGCAGCUGGCCAGCCCCACAAUUCCCCAGCAUAUUCUUCCCUGCAGAGAGGAUGCAGUCCGUGCGUUCACAGGCCAGGUGGCCCCAGCCCAGGUCCUGGAGGCCCUCUGCAGGGAGCGAGCGCGCUUCCAGCCUGCUGUGGAGCCACCACAGCCGCAGGUUCGGGCACUCCUGGCCUUACAGUGGGGGCUUCUGAGCACACACCAGAAAAAGUGAACUAUGUGGGGAACCGGCUUGUCCCCACACUCCCCCAGGGACCCCUGCCACCCUGCUUUGAAGAACCAGCAAGUGGUGUCUUGUCUCUACUGCUCAUGGAGCCCUAUAAGUGGGAUCUGUAGGAGCUCUUGUGGGUCCAGAGACAUAUCCUGGGGACUGAGGAGGGUGAAUAAAACUUUGAAAGGCCCAGUGUGGUACCAGACACACAGUGGAUCCUUCCAGA